Molecule: messenger RNA, 10668 nt
Organism: Xenopus laevis (African clawed frog)
Lineage: Eukaryota; Metazoa; Chordata; Amphibia; Anura; Pipidae
Gene: crybg3.L
Exons: 22
Coding region: 455-10120 (3221 amino acids)
Source: RefSeq, a predicted model, not a curated record
UAACUUACUAAACGUUAACUCAAAGGUGAACCAAAGCUUUAAAUCCCUUUUAGUGCCAGCACGUGCGAGUCUGACAGUUUGGGAGCGAUAUUGUAGCAGCGACAGAAGCGCCCAGCCGCAGGCGCAAUUCCUCCUUCCCCUCCUCCUCCUCCCUGUGUGUAGGGGCCGGGCCAAGAAGCAGCAGCAGCAGAGGGAGAAGCAGCACAGCGAGCAGAGCCAGUGUGAGUGCGACUGUUUCCUCUGCUCCUUCACUUGUUCCGCUCCCGCAACUUAUAGACAUGGGGCAGCGGCCAGGGCACGACUUGUUCAUGGGGACGGCGGGGCUUUAAAGACAAGUUUGUUGGCGGCAGUCGCAGAUGAGCAGAGUUGUAGCGAGUUUGUCACACACUUGUCCUUUGGUCCCACUAGCGAGGAAAGCGAUUCUGUCGGCAGGUCCCGACUAAGCGGCAGCGUCAUGCCCAUCGGCAAGAAACCCACCUCCUGGCAGGAGGAAGUAGUCAGGGGCUUCUCCAGGUUCUUCUCCAGGUCUUCAUCCCAGGAAAGAAACGAAGAGCCUGAGAAAACCUCUGGGAAUGAGCAGGAGCAGGCAGAUUCCUCCUUAUCCAGUGCAUCACCUCAAGACAAGGACAAGAAGUUGCCCAGUGAGAAGUCAUCACUAGAGGAAAGUGCUGAAGCUGACCAGAGCCCAUCCAGGUUCUUUUCCACAGCACCAGCUCAAGACAAGGACAAGAAGUUGCCCAGUGAGAAGUCAUCACUAGAGGAAAGUGCUGAAGCCCACCAGAGCCCAUCCAGGUUCUUCUCAAGAGCAUCAACUCAAGACAAGGACAAGAAGUUGCCCAGUGAGAAGUCAUCAUUAGAGGAAAGUGCUGAACCCCACCAGAGCCCAUCCAGGUUCUUCUCCAGAGCAUCAACUCAAGACAAGGACAAGAAGUUGCCCAGUGAGAAGUCAUCAUUAGAGGAAAGUGCAGGGGUCCACCAGAGCCCAUCCAGGUUCUUCUCCAGAGCAUCAACUCAAGACAAGGACAAGAAGUUGCCCAGUGAGAAGUCAUCAUUAGAAGAAAGUACAGAAGCCCACCAGAGCCCAUCCAGGUUCUUCUCCAGAGCACCACCCCAAGACAAGGACAAAAAGUUGCCCAGUGAGACAUCACUAGAGGAAAGUGCUGAAACCCACCAGAGCCCAUCCAGGUUCUUCUCCAGAGCAUCAACUCAAGACAAGGACAAGAAGUUGCCCAGUGAGAAGUCAUCAUUAGAGGAAAGUGCAGAAGUCCGCCAGAGCCCAUCUAGAUUCUUCUUCAGAGGCACAACCCCUGACAAGGAGGCCAAGGACAAAUCAUUUACCCCAGGGGAGCAGGAGAAAGGUCUGAACUUGUCUAAACUGUUCAACAGAGGAACAUCCCAGGAGAACAACAAUGUAUCCAGUGCUGAGGAACAAGACACCUUCAGCUCUAUCACAAGGCAACUCUCUGUGACAUUCUCUCAGGAAGAUGAAAGUGACAUAGUCAGGAGCAAAGCCACCAAAGUCAGCGAUAUCAGGCAUGAAGAUAAGAGCCCCGUCACAGUGAGGGACAACAAUGAACAUUUGCCUGACACAGAAGCAGAUCAGAAUAUUUCAAAAACUCAAAAGGAAAACAGGACGGAUUGGAACCAUGAUGCCAAAUCUCCCAUUCAGGAGAAGCAACCAAAGGAGAAGAUGCGAGAGUUCUUUGGACAACUCUUCGGCUUUACCUCAAAAUCUCCAGUGGCUAGUCCCAAACAGACCCCGAGCAACCAAGAACAGUGCCGGGAAAGCCAAGACGAGCCAGAUAAGAAGAACUUGGAAGAAGAGUUUGUUACAGUGGAACAGUCAUUCCAAAAACCUGACUUGACUGUUCAAGACGCAAAAGUUGAACCUGUUAAUAGAGAAAUUGACCUUGAAACCAGUGACAAUAAGCAGAAAGAAGAAAACUCAUCCCAAGAACUGGAGCCUGGUCCUUCAACUUCUUCAAUAAAAAAUACUUCUAAGCUGGAAGCACCAUCUAUAACAUAUGGCACCUACCGAGGGUCCAAAAAAAUAAGAAAGCUUCUCAGAAGAAGAGCUGAUGUCAACUCUCCAAUCCCUGAGAAUGAAGAGGUCACUGACACAGAGACAACCCCUACUAUUCUAGAUUAUAGUAUUGAUAAUGAAAUAACCCCAUAUCCUAGAUCAGAUCCUGAUGCAGAACUGUGUGUAGGGAAUGAUGAAGAAACAUCAACUCAAAACAGUAACACACUGCCACCUUAUCUAGAGAAUUUCACAAAGUUCGAAGAACCAUUGCAACCAGUUGACUUGCAAGAAGAUCCACUUGGGAACUCAGAAACAGUAACAGUUUUACAGCAUAGUGCAGGUGAAGAAACCAUGAUUUCAAAUGGCCUACAAACAGAUGAAGACAGAAAUUCAAUAAUCCCAGAUAGUAUACAAAGAAGCCUCGAUUCACAACCAGAUGUGGUCGCCAUAAAUGGUAAUAAGCAAAUUGUAGAAUUGAAUGAAACAUCUGAAGAUGAAUCUUUAACACAAAGCAGAUCCACAAUGAAUAACUUGCAGGAAAAUAUAGAGGAUAAUCCUGAUUAUGCAGUAGCUCCUCAAAAGGAAACAAAUCCUCAGGCAGAAAUAGUUGCAGAUGCAGAUGAAAAGCCAAAGACAAUAACGGAGUUGCAACAUAAUGCAGACGAAAUAGCAAACAUCACAAAUGCUGUGCAACCCGAUGAAAUCAACUACUCAGAGAAAAGUGGUGUCUCACUGUCACUUACUGACAAUAACUCAAAUAUCAUAGAUAAGCUAGAGACUAUAAAUCUCCCAAAGAUCACAAAACCUCUGCAUGAAGUUACCUCCAUCACAUCAAUAUAUAAAACAGAAUUGCAGUCAGAUAAAGAAGAUAACUCAAAUACUCUCAUAGAACCAAAGGUAGACGUAGAAAAAGAUUCAGAUGUUGCAGCAGGAUUACAAACAAGUCCUGUGAAUAUAAAGGCUCAGCAACUUGAUACUGAUGAAAUAUCUAUACUUGCAGUGGAUCGGCAACCAACUGCAACUGACAACUUGGACAUGUCAUUGGGUUUGCAGCAAAAAACAGAGAACCUAACAAUGACCAUGGAGAAUCAGCAACCAUGUGCAGAUGAGACAUUUAAUACUGAAGAAACGUCAUCCUUUGCUCAAAAUACACAAGCCAAGAUAAAUGAUUCAAAACCAGCAGGAUUGGACAUUUUACUAUUAGAACAUGUACACCCGUCAUCCAAUUCUGAAGUAAAUACCAAUUCUUUGGUUGAUAACGAUGCUGAUGUUUCCACCAAAAAUAAUGAGAUAGAAUUCUCUUUAUAUACAGAAGCCAAGUUAACUCGUGAAAAGCUCUCCACUCAUCAGAUCCCUGGUCACUUAGAGAGCAAUAAUGACAGCAAUUCCAUAUAUUCUGAUGGUGACUUGCAGCCCAAUGGAUCUAUCAUUUCACAGUUAGUACAGUCUAAAAUACUAGAUAGCCAGUCUACUGAUGAAAGCUAUCAAACUUCUAUCCCUCAGUCCAAUAAAUAUAGUGUUUGUGUUCAGGAAUCUUUAGGCAGUGUCAACCCUUCAGGAAAACCAGAUAUCAAUGACAUACCUAAUGCCGAAGAAAUUCUCAUUGCUGCUGAUAACAAUAAUAUUUCAGAUGAUCUCAAGAAACAUGAUCAUAUAAAUGUAUCCCCUAAGACGGUCACCAGUUUUAACUUCCGUGAUGUUCUUCACGAUGACAAGUGCAAAACUGAUUUGAUAACUGAUCUUCAUACAGAUACAAACUCACUGAAUAACAUUUGUUCUUUAUCCAGUUCAUCUCUAAAUGAAGGAAAUAUCAGAGAAGCUUUAGAUGUGGAUUCAUUUGAUGAGGGCCAUUCUCCUACAUUUGCCAUACCUUCUAGCUCUUCAUCAUUUGCCAGUGCAUGUGUUGAUGAGCAAUGUAAGAGCUCUUUGCCUUCUUCUGAUAGUGUUGAUUCAGGGCUAAUAUCACCAGCAUGUACACCAGAGGAAAUUAUUCUUUACAAUAAUAAUAAUAAGCCGGAUGCUCUUGCACUUGAUGACCAAGUCAACAAUACAAUUGUAGAGUCAGAUAAAGCAGUGCCUAAUAUGUUUAAUUUAAGAACUGUAAAGGUUACAAAUACAAGUGAAGUGGACUACAUACCUACAACAGAAGAGGUUAGAGACCUAAAUAUAACAAAUGCAAUACAGGGUACAAAUGUAGUAAUUGUAAAUGAUAUCACACCUAAGUUGGGAAAUAAUACAACGACUGAAAAAACUGUCCCUACUCUUAAAAAAAGAAUUGGAAAGCUUUCCUCCAAUCAGAAAUCCCAAGCUGAUUCAAAAGAUGUCUACAUUGCGAAAGUUUCAGUAAAAUCUAUAGAUGUUAAAGAGGUGAAAAUUGCUCCUUACAGUUUACAGUCGGAAAUCAUAACGAUCAGCAAACUUCCAACUCCAACUUUUGAGCCAGAAUAUAUACAACUAUCAAUCCCACCUCCUCCACCAAUCGACUCAAACAGUGAUCUCCAAGGAUUUCAGCAGGACCUAGAACAUGAAAAGGUUACCACAACAGAGAAAAGUUCCUUCAAGCAUUUUAAACCUAAGGAUAAUAACACUUCUAAGGUACAACCAGACCCUGAAGCUGUAAAAAAUACAAUGCCACUACUAACACAUACAUCACCUGACGUGACCAUAGAAAAUAUCAAAAAUAACAAUUUUACUGCUCUUAUGAGAUCAAACAAUGAGGAUUUUAUAAAUAUGUCAUCGCUUACAGGGACACAUGAUAAUGAAAUUGAUAAGAUAUUGUCCACUUGUGUUUCUGAAUUGGAAACUGAAGAUGUAAAUCUACAAGACACUCAGAAAGAGCCAAAAGAAACUAAUAUAUACUGUGAUUUCUCAUUACAAGCUAAAGAAAAUGCCUCCCAUGAAAUACAUGGAAAACCUCCAGCUUCACCAAUACAUUCUACAAUUCCCAAGGUUGAGAAGGAUACUAUCCAGAUGGCAACAGAACAUUCUGAAUUGUAUGACACCUUAAUAAAGCAAAAAGCUAAUGAACUUAUUUGCACUGUUCUAAAUAAAGCUGUGGAGGAAAUUGCCCCCAAUAAUUCUACUUUAAAUACUAUAUCGACAAGUGAGAACGAGAAUGAAUUAUUUUCUCCAGUUUCAGAAGCAAAUAAUAAUAUUAGUGACUUCAAGGAUACAAACUCUACAGUUACAUCUGCUCAGAUAAAUGAUUUGUUGAAUGAAUAUAAGCUUGAAAAUCAAAACCAAAUCUAUACAGAAAAAACUGAAGUUAACCACAUGCCAAGCACUAAUGCAGAACUGGGUCCCUGUAGUAACGAUCAGGUAGAUCUUAUUACGACCGAUUCUGUCAUAUCUCUGAGUAAUGAAAAUUCAGACAUAGAGACUAUAAAUCGAAAUUCAGCAAAAGUAGAGGAGAAUGCUGUUUUGGGCAGUCCUAAUGGUAGUCUUGCAAUUAUUUCAAAUAAAGUACCUUCAGAUCCAUGUUUGGAACCAGAAAUACCAAUCAUGCAGGAUAGUUCAGCUGGUAUGCAAAAAGAGCAAAGCCAUGAAGCUGAAACAACAGGAGAACUAUUUAUUUCUAACAAUUCUAAGCAUGAAAACAAUGAAUCAACUAUAAAAGAAUUUGGCCUUCAUACUGAAGAGCUUAGACAAUCAGAUGAUAGAACUAAUGUUGAUGAAAUGAACCACUCAACUAAUGAACUAUUGACACAAACAUCUGAUGAAGCCCUAAAGGUUGAUCAAGCCAAGGAAGACACACACGAGCUUUCAGCCACAUCAAAAAAUGAUAGAAGUAAUCCUGAUGAAAUCAACCACUUAACUAAUGAACUAUUGACACAAACAUCUGAUGAAGUCCUAAAAGUUGACCAAGCCAAGGAAGACACAAAUGAACUUUCAGCCACAUUAGAAAAUGAUAAAUCUAGUGUUAAUGAAAUGAACCACUCAAUUAAUGAACUAUUGACACAAACAUCUGAUGAAGUCCGAAAAGUUGACCUAUCCAAAGAAGAUACAAAUGAACUUUUAUCUACAUCACAAAAUGAAAGAGCUAGUGUUGAUGAAAUUAACUACUCAACUAUGUCAGCUAAUCAACUAUUGACACAGAAAUCUGAUGAAGCCCUAAAAGUAGACCAGACCAAAGAAAAUACAAAAGAAAUUCAGAAUUGUGAACAAGGAGACAUAUUUGUUGUAUCUGACAUUAUAGGAGUAAAGCACACAUCUUGUGAUCAUAUUCAAAAUGCCACAGACAGUGGUUUGGGAGGAGUCAGACAAGAAAAUGAUGAAUCACAGCAAGUUACAGAGAGAAUAUAUCCAAAAAACGACAAUCCUUUUGUUUCCAUGGCUAAUAAAAUAGUAAGUGAUAUCAUCAACUCUGCUAAACAAAAUGUUACUUCUAGUAUGCUACAAGCCAGUUUGAACAAGAACACAGAUGGAGAAAUUCAAUCUGAAAUCACUAACAAUGCUCAUGUGAGCUCGACUGGGGCUAAUAGUAUAACUACUCAGAACACACAAAUUGAAGUAGGGAAGGAUUAUAAUAUAAAUUCUGAGUUGACCAACACUGAUGGUGAGCAGAACCAGUACAUUUCUCAUGAGAGUAAAAACACUCUUGAAGGAACAGUAAAUGGCCAUGACAUACUCACAAAAGUGCAAAUACCUAGACAUAGUCCACAUUUAGGAUGGUCCCUGGGCACAGAUGAAGAUUCUAACUCUUUUGAAGGCAUGAAUAAUACAGAUAUACUUAAAAAUACAGACGGUUCACAAAAUCUGAUGGUUAAUUAUUUAGAUGACUCAGGUGAGAUAGUUGGGGAAGCUGUCAACAUGGUAGCUACAGACACAGACUUGCUCAGCCCCUUCCAGUUUUCUAUACAUCAGGCUAACGUAAUUGAAAUAAGUGAAAAUGAUGAUGACCAAGAUAAUAAUGAAUGUUACAUGUAUAACAGUGAAGAAACUUCUGAUCAAAAUUCAUAUUUGGUUGCCCAGGCUAGGCGGAGAAGUUUUUAUCCAAUUUCUUUGUCCCCAAUAUAUGAAGAUGAUAGUUCUUCGGAGGAUAUUUUAUCCACAUGUGCUUCACCAAAGCUUUCUGAAACAGAUAAUUCAAACUGCAGUUCAAUCUUAACACUUCUUCAGUCUGUGUCAGAUCGUUUAAAACAAACAAACGCCUUGGAUAAUAAAGAAGUAUCCCAUGAAGAAUGCAUUUCAUUAGCUGAUAUGAGUGCAAAUCGUUUACAUGGUUAUUCAAAUAUGGAUGCAGCUGAGAAAACGGAAGACAUGUCUAAAACACAAGUUGUUGAUCAACCAACACCUCUGCAGCCACAAAUUCCUACACCAAUUCCUACACGAUCCAGUUUAUUCAUAACUAAAACAAUGCCAGAAAUUAAGUCUCUGGCAGGUACAGGACGGCAGUCCAUUCUCAUGCACCUGACCAAGAAACCAAUUGUUUUAAACUCAAAACUUAGUGGUGAAGCCUUGUCACCGACAGCAGUUGAGGAGAGUUCUUCUUUACAAAAAAUGGAGGAUUUCAGUGGUAUAAACUCAAAUUGUAGAACAGAGUCUGCUGCAGUUCCACCUCCUGUAAAUCAAUCAGAUGUGCCUGUAGAAGAAUCAAGUAAACUUAAUCUUAAAUCUGAAGUGGAAAUAAAUUCACACUUGGAACCACGAAGUGUACACUUUCAGUCUAAUCUCAAUAGUUCUCCAGAAACUGUUAGUUGUCAAGAAAAUGUAGACUCUUCUAAACACAUUGAUUCAUCAGUCCUAAUAAAUUCAAAAUCUAGUGUUGAAGCCUCUUUACCUCCAAAACUUGAGGACAGUUCUUCCUCCCAGAUGGAGGCUAAGACAGAGGAUGCCUCAAGUCCACCUCCUUCUGCAUUGCAAACAGUUUCAAAAUCAGUUCUACCCAUCCAAACAUCUGAAGUGGAACCCAAGCCACAGCACACAAUGAUUAAUAAAUGUCCCAGCCCUCCAGAAACUAGAGGAGGAGAUUUUCAGAAGUUAGCUUCUUCUCAACAAGAUCAUUCCUUAAAAACACAAGCUCAUCUGAUGAGCCCUGUACAAUCAGAAACUAUAAAGUACAACCCGAGGCCGGGAAAAGUGGUCAUUUCUGAUAUCUUUGAUCAUGAAAACAAGAUUGAAGUGAAUGCUGACGUUAUUGACUCAUCCUCCUGGAUAUUCCCAAAUGGAGUAAACAUCCGAGUGAUUAGAGGAUGCUGGAUUUUGUAUGAAAAACCAAAUUUUGAAGGACUUGCUCAUGUGCUGGAGGAAGGAGAAGCCGAGUUGUCCUACCUUUGGGAAGCUCCGCAAUCUACAUCUGUGCCAAAUGCGAUUACAAUAGGUUCCAUUAGGAGAGUUGUUAAGGACUAUAUUCCAGAGAUAAUACUCUCGCCACAGUAUACCAUUUCUGGCUCUUCCAUUCAUCUGCGAACAGAAGUCCCAUCCAUAGAAAGCCUGACCUAUCACAUGCAUUAUUCCUUGGUGGUGAAGUCAGGAGUUUGGUUGGCAUAUUCUCAGCCUCAGUUUAGCGGCUCCGUGACUGUUCUAGAAGAAGGGUCUGAAAUACUUAAAAUUCAGGAAUACGGUAUCAGUUCUGUUCGUCCUCUAAAAAUGGGAGGAUUAAAAGUGCAGAUGCCCAGCGAUCCGAAGAUAAUCCUCUAUGAGAAGCCGUGUUUUGAAGGGAGGUCGAGAGAAUUUUCGGAGCAUAUUUACAGCCUCAAAUCUCUUCUUUCUGACGGCGACGAGCAAGAAAUUGGAUCCGUUCGUGUCCUUGGGGGCAUAUGGGUUGGCUAUGAUAUGGAAAGGUUUAAAGGGCGACAAUAUCUACUAGAAGAAGGAGAGUAUCCAGACUGGCAGUCGUGGGGUGGAACUAGCAGCAGUCUGCUGUCCAUGAGCUAUCUCCAGGCUGACUUUAUGGAGGCAUCUGUUACACUUUAUGAAUCAGACAGAGAAGAUCUAAAACAACUUGAGGUUUUCAAUCUGGAAAUUCCUGAUGUGGAACAGGCUGGCUAUGGCCCAGAAACCCAAAGUAUUCAUGUGAAAAAGGGAAUGUGGGUUGCCUAUGAACAAAAGCAUUUCUGCGGGGAGCAGUAUAUCCUGGAGAAAGGCAGAUACAAGAGCUGCGCUGACUGGGGAGGAAAUAAUAACACGAUUAUGUCAAUAAGGCCAGUUCUGUUGGAACCUCAUGGGAGCAAUGAGCCAAAACAUUUGAUAAGAGCGUACAGUGGUGCCAAUUUCCAGGGAGAGUGUGUGGAUCUCACAAAGGAAGUGUCGGAUUUUAAAUCAUUUACACCCAGUUCCUUUAAGGUUUUAAGAGGAUGCUGGGUGCUGUGUUACCAAGGGGAAACGUCUAACAACCUGUGUGUGCUAGAAGAGGGGCAUUUUCCAGACAUGGCGUCCUGUGGCUGCCCAGCAGCUGUGAUCAAGUUUAUCCAGCCAAUAGAUUAUGUGUUUGCUGAGCCCUCCCUCAGUCUGUUUGCCCUGGAUUCAUGCGAGGGAAGAGAGCUGCACUUUGAGGAGGCUGUAAAUUCUGUACUCAGUCGGGACCUUCACUUUUAUACCCAGUCAGUGUGGAUAAGAAGUGGACUGUGGAUUGCAUAUGAAGAUGCCAAUUUCUUAGGAAGACAAAUAUUACUGGAAGCUACGAAGAUUCUCAACUGGGCAGAAUUCAGUGGUUGGAAAGCCAUCGGCUCCCUCCGACCUUUAAAGCAGCCGGGCGUGUAUUUAAGGAUUAAGAAUCAGCACAAUAACAAAUACUUGACUGUUACUGGAAAUCUAGCGGAUACAAGAGCCAUGUCCGUUUGUGUAUCUCCCAGGAAUGGGCAGUGCACUCAGAUAUGGUAUUUCUGCCGAGGCCUUCUGAAAUCUAAGGCCAGUGACGCAUGCCUGGAUGUCAUAGGAGGCAAAAAUAAUCCAGGUUCAAAAGUCUCCCUGUGGACAGAGCAUGGAAAGCCCAGACAGAAAUGGAGGAUCCACAAAGAUGGGACAAUUACAUCAUAUAUAAGUGAUGAACUUGUUCUGGAUCUAAAAGGUGGAAACUACUACGAUCAGAAUCAUAUAGUAGUAAAUAACCUCCAGCCCAGUCUUCCCACCCAGAAAUGGGACAUUGAAAUAUUAUGAUGGGCUAUCGCUUUUGAUCUGGGACCACUGAAGAUCUCCUUGGUAUCCUGUGCGAAUACUUCAAGCUCUACAAAAAGGAAACUACUGAAGUCGUGUCCCACUGGAACGCCUUUCAAUAAACCGCCACCGGCCUCUAGAAAGUGGAUGUCAAUGGAGAUGAGGACUUGCUGAGUUAAACAAUCAGUGGUCAAGGAAAUACCACAAAGAAGUCUUUGGAUAUAUCCCUUGUGCUCCUGCAGCUCAUUGCUAUGGAAAAGUCUCCGUAGGGGAAAAAACACUCAUUGGUUUCCUGACUUCUUCCUGUUAGUAAAGACUUCUGUUUUUCCUAAACUGGCGGCACAUAAAAGAAAAACUGCCAUACGGCCAAAAAAAAAAAGAAGAAAAGAGGAUCUUGUUCUUUACUACUUAAACAUGUACAGUACAAACACUCGUUUAUACAGAGACAUAUCUAUAUUGUACAUAGAUAGCAUAGAAAAGAAAUGUAUAUUUUUACCUGUAUCAUAUAUAUAUGUGUUUGUACAGGAUAUAAAAAAAAUUCUAUUUAUAAA